Molecule: messenger RNA, 2262 nt
Organism: Spirodela intermedia
Lineage: Eukaryota; Viridiplantae; Streptophyta; Magnoliopsida; Alismatales; Araceae
Source: the annotation of a GenBank genome assembly
AUGGCGGUGACGGCGAGCAGGGCGGUCGGCUUCCUCAGGCAGGGAGCGUUCAGCUUCUUCAGAGUCCUGAGCUCUUCGUCCAUGGCUUCUCCGGCUCCAGGGGCAGCUGCGGCGUCGGAAGCGGCGGCCGCCAAGAAGCCUAAGCGGAAGAAGAAGAAGAACCUCUUCGAGGUGGCUCAGUUCCUGCCAGAUUGGGGGAUCGGAUACAACAUGGCGAAGAACCACUGGGAGGGCAUCUCCUACAAGAUCACCAAGAUUAACCUCUACAAGGUCUAACCCAACCUUCUCAUCUCUCUAUCUCUCUCAGUUUGUACGCUGUGAUCUUUCCGAUUCUCUAACACCUUUUCUUUUCUUUCGCUACUGCUUCCUUAUUAUGAUCAUCCCUGACAGGAUGGGAGGCACGGGAAGGCGUGGGGGAUUUUCUACAAGGACGGUGAGGCCUCAUCUUUACGGCUUCCUUCCUUGUUUCACCGCCAUGGAGCUAGGGAUUGAGAUUCAUUUUCAUCUACCUUUCACCGUACACACGUAUCAGAAGAACAUUUCUCGUUCAAGUCUGUAAACUGGUUGGACGUCUUCAUCUGCUAUUCUACACUUGUUCAGACUCAUUGAGUGAACAUGAAAUUGUGUUAUGAUUUAUAAGUUUUCCUUUUAAAGUUAAGAUUUCAUAUAUUUAACGAUCUGAUCAUGUUAAACAUAUAUUAAAUUCCUAGUUUUAUCAUUAUAAUUUUGGUUCUAACGUUUAAAUAAAAAGUUUUUAGCCUUAAGAUCGUCAUUUGUCCACUGUCUCUUGGCGGCCUCUCCUGGCAUUAUAUGACUGGAUAGGCAUCCAAAAUCUAUCAGAUGGAACCCCCUCCGAGUGCAAUUUCCUUGGGUUAGAACAACUGAACUUCCAAGCUAGUUAAUUAGAGAGUGAUAAAUCGGAUCGGAUAGGACCAACUGGAAAUUUUGGGCAGGAUUACCAUGUAAAUCUUGCAUAGGAUAAGAGUAUUAUUAGUGAGAUGAUUUGACAGUAAUCAUUAUAAUUUAAUGAUUAUGGCCAGUGAUUUUGACCAUGGAAAUGGUUAUCCACUGUUAUUUCGAUUGCAUUUUUUAUAUCUUCUUGUUCUAUUCUUGAAAAGUGCCACUAUUCUUUUUUGUCGUCCACACUGCAAGUUUCGAAGAAUCGUAGGAUUGCGGUCCGUCUCAUUUUUUCACAGCUUUUCCCUUGAUGAACAGGCCUCUUUGUUCUUCCUUUCUCUAAGUUCUAUAAAUUGAGGAUGUCAGGCUUCAGUGCAAAUCGUCGCACUAGGAAACUCUGUUAUUCUUCAUUUUUUUCACAAUAAUAUGAAACACUAUAAUUCUACCUAUUUAAUGAAUAGUUUCCCAUAACCAUUUAUUUUGUGUAUUUUAAAUCUUGGUUAUGGGAGAAAAGUUUAUACAGGGCAAUGAUGCGUUUGUCUAUGGUACUGAAUAGGGGCUCAUUAGCCAUUGACUUUUAUACACAUUUAAUUAUUAAAUGGCUGCAUUUUUCCUAAGUUAUUUUGAUCUCAGACUAAUGUUCUUUUUGAGCAUUUUUGUAUGGAAUUUUGUUUUUUUAAGGCAAACCUUUGCUUCCCAUGGCUACUCAACCUAGCAGCAACAUUCUUGUCGAUGAUGCAUAUGCUGUAUAUCAUAUUGCUUACAUAUCUUAAAUGACAUAUGAAGAACUCUCAGUUUAUGGGGCAUUUGUUGGCUGAUUGUGGCAGAUAAACUGAUCUUUGUCUGUUCUCCUAUCAUAUUUGGCUUCACUGUCCUGAAUUUAUUCGAAUCAAUUCAACCUCAGAGUCUUAGAAGAGAUUUUUUUUAAAAAAAACCCAGCAAAGUAGGGUCAGGAAAACAGAUCCUAAACUAGAAUGCUAGUCACAUACUGAUUACCAUAUAAAUCUACGUAAUUCCAUCUUCUGUCUCCCUCCUUUGAGGCCCUGUCUCCUGCAUCUUUCUUCAUAUACAUUCAAAUUAUCAUCCCAGACAUGUUGGCCAUCCAUUCUUUUUUCAGACUUGGAUCUUCAUAUCUAUGAGAUUUGUUCAUACACCCAUUUGGGCAAUCUAGACCCCCUCAUCUGGCCAGAUACUUGAAAGGGUCUCUCUGAUUCGCCAGCCAUUUCUGCAGGUUUGCCCGCCGCCGACACCCCCAAGAAGAUCAGCGGCGUUCAUAAGCGGGGGUGGAGGUACAUACCCGAAUCAAGAAAGAAGAAGCUAGAGAAGACGCCUGAUGGAGGAGAGGAGCAAACCUUGGCGGCUUAG